Messenger RNA from Auxenochlorella protothecoides, 1299 nucleotides. Its product is annotated as UDP-GlcNAc:betaGal beta-1,3-N-acetylglucosaminyltransferase 6. Gene Ontology annotation, molecular function: hexosyltransferase activity. Gene Ontology annotation, cellular component: membrane. The record is from RefSeq and is a predicted model, not a curated record. The transcript has 9 exons. Bases 1 to 1299 code for a protein of 432 amino acids. NCBI's taxonomy places the organism in Eukaryota, Viridiplantae, Chlorophyta, Trebouxiophyceae, Chlorellales, Chlorellaceae.
AUGGUGGGCCUGCCGACGGGCUUCAGGACACGCACGCGGUCAGAGAACUGCCUGCCCAUCAUCCACGACUCGGCAGGGGCCUCCCCGGGCACGACCGACUCCCAGCAUCGCCGGCCGCGCCCCAGGCCCUCCCAUGCCACCCUGCUCAAAUGCCUGCUGGGCGUGUCCCUGGCGAUGCUGGUCACGUACGAGUUUGGCGCGCCGGGGCUCUUCGUCCCCCUGCAGGACGCCCUGGACCUGGACUUCCCCUCGCAGCCCGCCGAGGUGGCGCUGCUCGGGGAGCUGCCCCCGGGCGGCAAGCUGCCUCCCGGGAAGAGGGACGAGGCCCAGAUGACGCUGGGGGAUGUCAUGAAGCUCUACGUCGACACGGCCGGGGACUCCGACCGCAGGAGGCUGGCCGGCGACGAUGUCUCUGGAGAGGAUGAGCCUGAGGGGGUGGGGGACAGCGUGCGCAUCUUGGUGGGCGUGACCUCCGCCUGCUGCUCGCCCAGGGCCCGGGCGAGGCGGGACUCGGUGCGCCGCACCUGGAUCAAACGCACGCGCGCCCUGCACCCCAACGUCGACAUCGUCUUCUUCUUGUCCCAGCCUGAGAACGCCAGCGUGGCUGCCAAGGCCCUGGGACCCAUCGCGGAGGAGCUGGCGGAGCACGGCGACAUCGUCAUUGUGCGGGGCCCUGACACCUACAUGGACCUGCCCAACAAGACCUUCCGUAUGCUGCGCUUCGGCCACGCCCACCCCACAGGGUACACUCACAUCCUGAAGACCGACGACGACUGCUACCUGCGCGUGUCCCACCUGCUCAAGGCUCUGCGCGCGGGGUUCCACCCCAUCCGCGACCCCGCCUCCAAGUGGUAUGUGUCGGAGGAGCAGCUGCCCAACAGCGCCGUGCCCUUCGGCGUCAAGUACCUGGCAGGGUGGGGGUACGUCCUCUCCCGCGACCUCUUCACGCGCAUCGUGCACAAGACCAACCUGUGGGCUGCGGACCCCGAGUCGGCGCCCGCCUGGUACACGCUGCUGGCUUGGGAGGAUGUCCUCAUCGGCAUGAUGCUGAUGGACGUGGUGGACCUCCCGGAGGACCACAGAGGCUUCAGGGCGGCAUGGAGGUCCUGUCCCGCAGAGACCGUGCUGAGGCACCUGGAUGUGGACGCCCCCGCCCUCCUGGACGGGCUGUAUGCCCAGGAGGAGUCGGGUCUGUGGGGCGCCCGCCCCGUGCAGUGCAGCUCUGGCAAGUUCCUGCCGGGCGACUACUCCGGCUGGAAGGCGUGGCGAGAUACGCUGCCGUUCGUGGAGCGGCUGUAG